Molecule: messenger RNA, 3115 nt
Organism: Prionailurus viverrinus (fishing cat)
Lineage: Eukaryota; Metazoa; Chordata; Mammalia; Carnivora; Felidae
Product: bifunctional heparan sulfate N-deacetylase/N-sulfotransferase 4-like
Exons: 16
Coding region: 402-3035 (877 amino acids)
Cellular component (GO): Golgi apparatus
Molecular function (GO): heparan sulfate N-sulfotransferase activity; deacetylase activity
Source: RefSeq, a predicted model, not a curated record
ACAGUGAGAAAUUGACAUGUGCAAGUUUUUGGUGACAAGAAAUGGGAUCCAAAGCUGACUGCAAACACCCUUGGACCAAGGACAUGCAUAGGCAAGAUGCCCAAUGAUCCCUUUGAAUUUACUGUUCCUCCUCUUCUUAUCUAAGAGCCUUGGAUAAUGUUUAAAGGAUUCUGCAUCAGUCUUUGGUAUUGGACAUACUCAAAAUCCCUUCUUCAACUUUUGCUCUCCUGGUCCAUUGUCUUCCAGCUUUAACUUACUUGUGAUCCCUUCAAACAUUUUACAUGGUUUGCAAUGGUUACAUGAACUUUUGGGAAGUGAUAUUUGCACCAUCUCAUACUUUAUUCACUAUGGCACUUUAGAAAAAGAAAUUGGAAAAAACUUACAAAGCAGUAUUUUAAAAAAUGAAUCUUAUUGUGAAGCUUCGGAGAAGUUUUCGAACAUUGAUUGUUCUUUUAGCUACCUUUUGUUUGGUGAGCAUUGUCAUUUCUGCCUAUUUCCUCUACUCUGGCUAUAAACAGGAAAUGACUGUUAUUGAAACCACUGCAGAAGCAGAAUGUGCUGACGUCAAAAUUCUACCAUAUCGGUCAAUGGAGCUGAAAACAGUUAAACCUAUUGAUACAUCCAAAACUGAUCCUACUGUCCUCCUAUUUGUGGAGAGCCAAUAUUCUCAACUUGGUCAAGAUAUCAUAGCUAUCUUGGAGUCUAGCCGAUUUCAGUACCAAAUGGUCAUUGCCCCCGGUAAGGGGGAUAUACCUCCUCUUACAGAUAAUGGCAAAGGGAAAUACAUUUUAGUUAUUUAUGAAAAUAUUCUGAAGUAUGUCAGCAUGGACUCAUGGAAUCGAGAGCUUUUAGAAAAAUACUGUGUGGAAUACAGUGUUAGUAUAAUUGGUUUUCAUAAAGCCAAUGAGAACAGCUUACCAAGUACACAAUUAAAAGGCUUUCCAUUAAACCUUUUCAAUAAUCUAGCUCUAAAGGACUGUUUUGUCAACCCUCAGUCUCCUUUGCUGCAUAUUACCAAAGCCCCCAAGGUUGAGAAAGGCCCUCUUCCUGGGGAAGACUGGAGUAUUUUCCAAUAUAAUCAUUCAACCUACCAGCCUGUGCUUUUAACUGAAUUACAGACAGAAAAAUUCCUUUCAUCCUCAUCCAGCAAACCACUCUAUGCGACAGUGAUUCAGGAUCUGGGGCUUCAUGAUGGAAUUCAGCGCGUUCUUUUUGGCAACAACUUAAACUUUUGGCUACACAAGCUCAUCUUCAUAGAUGCCAUCUCCUUCUUGUCAGGGAAGAGGCUGACACUGUCCUUGGACAGGUACAUCCUUGUGGACAUUGAUGAUAUCUUUGUUGGGAAAGAGGGAACAAGGAUGAAUGUCAAAGAUGUAAAGGCAUUACUAGAGACUCAAAAUUUACUGCGCACUCAGGUUGCAAAUUUUACCUUCAACCUUGGAUUUUCAGGGAAGUUUUACCACACAGGGACUGAAGAGGAAGAUGAAGGCGAUGACCUUUUGCUUCGGUCUGUAGAUGAGUUCUGGUGGUUUCCUCACAUGUGGAGCCAUAUGCAGCCUCAUCUCUUCCAUAAUGAGUCAUCUUUAGUUGAACAGAUGAUUCUCAACAAGGAAUUUGCCCUGGAACAUGGAAUCCCUAUCAACAUGGGCUACGCGGUGGCACCACAUCACUCAGGGGUCUACCCGGUUCAUAUUCAGUUAUAUGAAGCUUGGAAGAAGGUCUGGGGUAUUCAGGUCACCAGUACUGAAGAAUAUCCACAUUUGAAACCUGCACGGUACCGAAAGGGCUUCAUUCACAAUAACAUCAUGGUCCUCCCUCGACAGACCUGUGGGUUGUUCACCCACACUAUUUUCUACAAAGAAUAUCCAGGAGGACCCCAAGAAUUGGAUAAAAGUAUCAGAGGAGGUGAACUUUUCCUCACAAUCCUUCUAAACCCGAUCAGCAUUUUCAUGACCCAUUUGUCGAAUUAUGGGAAUGACCGCCUGGGGUUAUAUACCUUUGUGAACUUGGCCAACUUCGUGCAGAGCUGGACCACCCUGAAACUACAAACUCUGCCGCCAGUGCAACUCGCACACAAGUACUUUGAGCUCUUCCCUGAGCAAAAAGACCCUCUCUGGCAGAAUCCCUGUGAUGAUAAACGGCACAAAGACAUUUGGUCCAGAGAGAAAACUUGUGACCACUUGCCAAAAUUCCUUGUCAUCGGGCCACAAAAAACAGGAACAACUGCACUUUACUUAUUCCUUCUUAUGCACCCUUCCAUCAUCAGCAAUCUUCCCAGCCCCAAAACAUUUGAAGAAGUUCAAUUCUUUAAUGGCAACAACUACCACAAGGGAAUUGAUUGGUAUAUGGACUUUUUCCCUACUCCAUCCAACAUUACAAGUGACUUUCUAUUUGAAAAGAGUGCUAAUUACUUCCAUUCAGAAGAAGCUCCCAAGAGAGCUGCAUCUCUGGUCCCCAAAGCCAAGAUCAUCACCAUUCUCAUCGACCCCUCAGACAGGGCAUACUCUUGGUACCAGCACCAACGAUCUCAUGAAGAUCCAGCUGCCCUGAGGUUUAAUUUCUAUGAAGUUAUUACCACCGGACACUGGGCCUCACCGGACCUGAAAGCUUUGCAAAGGAGAUGCCUCGUACCUGGAUGGUAUGCAGUCCACAUCGAAAGAUGGCUAACUUACUUUGCUACUUCUCAGUUGCUAAUUAUUGAUGGACAGCAGCUGAGAUCUGACCCAGCUACUGUGAUGGAUGAAGUCCAGAAGUUUCUGGGAGUUACACCUCAUUAUAAUUAUUCUGAAGCACUAACGUUUGAUCCCCAAAAGGGCUUUUGGUGUCAGCUCCUGGAAGGAGGAAAAACCAAAUGUCUUGGAAAGAGCAAAGGCCGAAAAUAUCCACCCAUGGAUCCAGAGGAAAUUCCAAGGAUUUUAGGAGCUUUGUGCCAGCAGAAGGGUCUAGAACUUUCCUCUCUAAUUACUACCGAGAUCAUAACGUGGAACUGUCCAAACUGCUACAUAGACUGGGGCAGCCUCUGCCAUCCUGGCUGAGACAGGAGCUGCAGAAAGUGAGAUAGCACUGGAGACAAGAACCAAGGCUGGAAGGAUGCUUCCUUUUACUAUUAAAUAGA